Messenger RNA from Drosophila albomicans, 723 nucleotides. RefSeq lists its product as uncharacterized. Lineage: Eukaryota; Metazoa; Arthropoda; Insecta; Diptera; Drosophilidae. The transcript has 4 exons. Bases 10 to 315 code for a protein of 101 amino acids. The record is from RefSeq and is a predicted model, not a curated record.
AUAAAACAGAUGACGAUGUGCAUAACUGUAAGCAGAGAUAUGGUAGGAGAUAGCCCAAAGACAAGUAUUCACUGCGAUUCCUGCAUGGAUAACGAGAAGUUACUGGCACACAUUAGAGAUACGAUGAGGCAAGAGAUGGCCAUAUUAUCGGAUCAGUUUCAAGUGCUCUUCAAUGAGUUUGAGGAACAGAAGCAGCUGCUAAGACAGAUCGUAGGCAGAGAGAGCUCCUCCAGCCUAGGCGAUGGCGAUGAAUCUCCAUUUAGGACAGCGGUUCGACCUCCACGUCGCAAACCCAAGCAACCAAAAUAUCAAUAAAGUAUUCUCAAGUUUUUUCGACACACACACAAAACAUAAAAAAAGACACCCGGCCGUUUAACGGCACAAUGAAAACCCAAGACUUUUCAAUAAUUGAAAAUAUUGUUUAAUUAUGUUUAAUGCCACAUCUCCAUUGUCAUACCAAGAAUUUAGAAUUAUUUAUUCCGCACAUAAUAUAAAUGUUCCAAUUCCACACAAUCACAAUAUAAAUGUUUAAUUUUAAAUCAUGCAAAUAAUGUUUAAAAUUAAAUGCACAUUAUCAUUGCAUAUGCAAAUGGGAUUUUUCUUUUGUUAUACAUUUUCGAAUUUCAAAAUCAUAAUAUAAAUGUUUAAUAUUCAAUAUGUCUAAUAUAUUUAUAUUUUCGAAUAUAAAAUGCACAUUAUCAUUGGAUAUUAUUAAUUCCUUUU